GGGAAGAUGGGAAAACCAACACUGUAAUUCUCUAAACAAAACAGUGUGUCAGUCUAUACUAUGGGGAUCGGAAACAUCCUUGUUUUCGCUCAAGUUGUAUUUUUCUUUUGUGUCUUCUUCUUGUCAUUUUUUUUCUACAUUCCUAUGAGUGUCAAUGUAGGAGACUUCAAAGGGAACUGCCUUCUGAAUGCUGACGGAAAGUGGGAGCGCAAUCAAAGUGCUGGGGAUCAGACAGCUCAGUUACAAAUUGUGCAAUGGGGAUCGCAGGGCUCAUGUAAUUUUGCUGUGUUUAUCGGGGUGAUCGAGAUGAUAUUGGGCGCUAUCUAUGUCGUCUGGGAGUCAAUGCAUCUGUGUAAAGGAACUGACAGUUUGUGGCUGGAGGCGUUUAUCACCUGUAUGGUUUGUUGUGUUGUCAUGGUGAUGGUAUUUGCCGCAGCAUUGACCAUCAGCUCAGGAUUUCAAGUAUGGUGUGCUUUACUGUUAAAGCCAGGAUCAGAAAUUCACAGCUGUGAGCAAGGACAAUACAUUCCCUUUGCCUCAGAGCUGGGCUUGAACACAAGUCGUUACUUUACUGACCUUCAAAUAGCGCAGUUUGGUGCUUGGAGCUCCUGGUUUUGCUGGGUCGCCUUGAGUAUGUUGGCCAUCGUCAAGAUUUACCGCUACUCCAAACAAGAAGCCUUCUUGACAAGUAUGAACCAAGAGAGAGAACGUCUAUUACAGCGCCUGGGACCUCCAUCUGAGGAAAAUAUCUGAAUGUCUUUGACCUUGUCUGCCUGGCUCGUGUAAAAUGCUGUAUUUUACCUGGUGUAAAGGGGAGAGUCAGUUCAACAGUGUGUUAGAAUGACAGUUAGCUGGCUUAUUUAGUCUAGACUGAAAUGUAAUUUGCUUUGUAUUAAGAUAAAACUGUUAUUAACAUUUAAGGCCGACUUUUAAUACAUUUUGAACUACUGACCCUAGCUCAUGUUGACAAAACCAAAUGACAAGCUAUUCUUGAAGUAUAUAAAGAUGUUUUUUUUCUCUAUCUGUUCUCAACAAUAAAUUAAUUGAUAUAUAAUUGAUAAGCCAUUUCACAGUCAGUCAGUCAGUCAUGAUGAAUUGGAUGACAAGACUAAGGUGCCACCAUCAUGUAAUUGUAAACAUGUAGGUCUCAGUAUUCACAGAACUAUUUUUUGAUGAGUGUACAGUGAUGCCUUUGUGGAACUUGUUUUCUGUAAGUCAUACGUAUAUGAUUGUGGUUUAUGUAUCGAUCAGAGACCUUUUGUUGACAAUUAUCCUCGUUAGAAGACUGAUGAUCUGACAUUAACAUGACUAGAAUAUGCCAUUAUGGGUUAUAUAGGGUACGCUCCCUCCGCUGAACUUUUGUUUGAUAUGUGUUUUUGAUACCUUUGUGAUUACAUCUUAAUUAUUCAUAUAGUGAAACUUGAGCUCAGUCAAAGUGCUUACCACUGGUAACAUGGACAUAAUCAAAUCACAUCUAUAAUUUAAUGUUUGUUGGCUGAUUUUUUAAAACUUAUUACGAUUACCAGCACUGAGAAACAUGGUUUUACACUACAGGGUACAUAUUUAGACAUUGCAUAUCUUAAACACUAGUGCCUAUUUUCAUCUCUUUUGGACUGUUUUUUAUUUUGUUACACAAUGUGUAGAUAAAAAUAAACUAUCCCAUUUACAGAUACAAGUUAGAAGGAAAAACAAGGUAUAUUUUAAAUACAUAUAUGUGAUAAGACAAGAGGUUUGAGCAUGCUCAACUAAAGCUAUUGGGCAUGAAAAAGCUAAAGUAUCUAUUAAGACAACAAAGCCUAUAUUUUUGCUGUUUAUUUUGAUGUGAUAAUCUUACCUCAGAAAUGACACUGAUAAAUGCUCAGAAUGUUUACCGUGAUCAUCAACAGACUUACCAAGAAAAUACAAAACCGUAAUACGAUGCCAUAGCCACAUGGUUUAUCUCAUCAAUGAGAAGGUCUGCCAGCCCAUCUAAUGUUCUCUUGACUUAUCAAACACCAGUUUUAGCUCUCAGGUGAUAAACUGUGUAGUCUUUGCUGUGAAUAUAACAUUCAUACCUCACAUAUCAUACAUUUGUACACAUUUUGGCAUACAUUUUAAAGCAGUGUGAGAUCAUGGUCUACAAAGACUGCAUCCUUACAACAACUUCUCAAAACACAUCAUUAUGAAACAUCAACUAAAUGUUCCAAGCCUGAAAUGUAGGCACGACACAACUAUUUAAUCAUAUUGUUAUGAAAGGAUAAGAUUGUUUUUAAAAAGUAACACAAAUUCCAUGGGAUGUAAGUAUUUUUGCCCAGAAAGUUGAUUUUGUUGUCAGAAAGUACCUUUUAUGACCAGAAAUGGAAAACCAGACUUGGAGCAAACAGAAAACAAUAAAAAAAUUAAAGGACCCAGACUGAAAGAGACUUCUUGAUUUCAGAUAAAUUGUUGUCGUCUGUUUCAUUUAUGUAACAAAAGGAGAGAUUACACUUUUGAUAAAUUUAAACAGUUAUUGUCAUUGUAUGUAAAUUGUGGAUAUAUACAGCUAUGCAACUGGGAAAAUUCAGAAUCAAAUAUGUGCUAUAGUUUUUUUAUUUUGUUGUUGUUGGCAUACCAGCAAUGUUGGUAGCUGUAGGGCAUACAAGGCAAUGUUGUUUCAGAUCUUAGACAUUUAUGGUUUAUAUAUAAAAUUUUACCUAUGUUCUGUUGCUUAUAACUGUAUUUUGUUUUGGAUCUGUCCUAAAUACGGUAUGGUUAAUGGGAAAGAAUCUUUUAGCUGACUUUGUAGGCUCUACAGUCUAUGGUGAUCAAGCUAUAGGUUUUUUUUUAUGCCAUCUCAUUCAGUUUCCUAGUUUGCUCUGGACUAUAAUCUACUGAAAGCAACUUUGCUGUCCUCAGAAUAGAAGAAGAAAAACGUCACCAUGCAGGCAUGUAUACAUC
This is a messenger RNA of Liolophura sinensis, 2916 nucleotides long. Its product is annotated as transmembrane protein 179-like. NCBI's taxonomy places the organism in Eukaryota, Metazoa, Mollusca, Polyplacophora, Chitonida, Chitonidae. The coding region runs from base 61 to 753 and encodes 230 amino acids. The transcript is spliced from 4 exons. The record is from RefSeq and is a predicted model, not a curated record.